Parnassius apollo (apollo) is the source of this 321-nucleotide messenger RNA. Lineage: Eukaryota; Metazoa; Arthropoda; Insecta; Lepidoptera; Papilionidae. The record is from the annotation of a GenBank genome assembly.
AUGCGAGGGCUACCGGGCCCCGUGCGAGCCCGGCUAAAGAUGUUAGCACCAACUAUGAAGAUUCGCUUUGCAAACUGGAACAUUGGCACGCUUACGGGAUGCUCCACAGAACUUGCGGCCACUUGCACCAUACUUGCCAGGCGUAAAGUGGCAGUGGCGUUCCUGCAGGAGACACGGUGGAAGGCCAACAGGAGCCGGAAUAUUGGGCACGGCUACAAGCUGAUCUAUAGAGGCUCUUCUGGUGGGGAGAACGGUGUGACAGUGGAGCUCGCCGAGCAUUUCCACGAUAGCGUCUUGGAAGUUAGACGCAUAUGCGACUGA